Ruditapes philippinarum (Manila clam) is the source of this 1266-nucleotide messenger RNA. RefSeq lists its product as uncharacterized. The record is from RefSeq and is a predicted model, not a curated record. NCBI's taxonomy places the organism in Eukaryota, Metazoa, Mollusca, Bivalvia, Venerida, Veneridae. The transcript has 5 exons. The coding region runs from base 388 to 1266 and encodes 292 amino acids.
UGUUAGAUUCAUCUACAGAAAAAUAAGCUAAAUUUGCUUUGAACUUUUUAUGCAAAAUAUGACAGACUGCUUUUGUAAAAUGAUAUCUCGUUACUGGAUUUAAGCCCGAUUGCAAAACAUGUUCUUGUCACUUUCGAGUUGUGUCAUAUGAAGAAACAUGUUCGUGACCCGAUUAGAUUCGAGCCUAUGAUACCUGGGUUUAGAGGCAGACACCUGGGACUACUAACAGAGAAAGAAAAUUGUCUGCAUAUGUUGAUCAGUAAUUGAAAUAAAACAAUCAUAACAACGAGAUCAUGACACAGACACAGACGAAAGAUUUUGCAUGCAGGACAAUAUUUAGGUCACGUGAGAUAAGUGAGUCUUGAAACAAGAACAUUACUUCCACAAAUGAUGGAUUCGUUGUUAAAGGAAGGCGGCUUUUGGAACUGGCUAAAAAGUCACCUGGCAAUGGUUUUGACAAAAAGAGGAAUAGAGUCGACUUUGGAAGACGAUUUAAAUAACUUUAUCCAAACAGUCCUUACAGAACACAAGAUAAAUAAAAGUUCCAUUUGCAAUUCAUGUACGACUGAACUUAUUUUGAGCUGUCCAACGAAAAACUUUUGUGUCAAGGGACGUCAAAAUAGAUGUGUUUCCCAUAGGUCAACGAUUCAAGGAGAGGUACCUGGAAGAAAUUGUGCAAAGGACAUAUGCCAUCAUAUCCGAGACGAAAUACGAAAACAGCACAGGCAGAUACCUAAUUGGAAAAGUACAGACGCAACAAGAUGGGGCACCGACUUAGUCGAAAUAGCGAAAUGUUUUGUGCCUCCUACAGACCGUUACAGAAAUGCCAAGAGCCUUAAGGAUGUGGAUUUUAAUGGGUUUCUUUCCAUACUUAUAUGUAAAAAAAGCUUUGGACGCACAAUGCCAAAUUUGCUCAGUGAAAAAGUAAAUAAGGUCACAAAGGUGCGUGAUAUGGGCAAUGAUAUAAGACAUUCUGGAGAUUUGAUUGUUUCACGAACAAAUCUAGAAAGUUAUAUUGACAGUUUGAUAAGUCUUCUUUCCGAUGCUGAAUGUUUGGCUCAUAACGAAGCAGCACAAGAAGCAGUGAAACAGCUUUACUUGCUGAAGAAGAAUGAAGUAACCGUCCCCGUUGAACAUUUAAAUGAAGCGUUAGAGAAUGCCGGUGAAGAAAUAGACCAACACUUAAAUAAGAAAGACGCAGAAUCGACCACUGGAAAUAAAUCAGAAAGGCAGAAUAAAGAAGAUGCCGAUGCAAAUACCACGUAA